Selaginella moellendorffii is the source of this 552-nucleotide messenger RNA. RefSeq lists its product as uncharacterized. The coding region runs from base 49 to 465 and encodes 138 amino acids. The transcript has 3 exons. NCBI's taxonomy places the organism in Eukaryota, Viridiplantae, Streptophyta, Lycopodiopsida, Selaginellales, Selaginellaceae. The record is from RefSeq and is a predicted model, not a curated record.
AUAUAAACAGAUGCAAGCUUGAAAUUGUAGCUCUAAAGUUUCAGUUCAAUGGCGAAAUUGCUUGUUCUUUUCUCCCUCCUCUUCGGCCUGCUGCUCUUGGCAACCGAUGCAUCUCGCAACACUCAGCCGGUUGACAAGGAGGGCACCAGUGAGAAUUACAAUGUCAUUGUCGAGGGACCUCGUGAAGGCAGCGAGGCUGGCCCUGGUCUCAACAACUUUGUCACCCAGCAGCUCCCUGGGAAGCACGGCCUCCAAGAUACAUACUGUUGCCGGAAGGAUGCUUUCGGAUCAUGUCUUCAGGAGUGCGACUCGGGCGUCAAUUACUACUGCUGCCUCAAGAAUGGAUUGGGCGGCUGUUUGCAGCUGUGCGACUCGUCCAAGAAACACUACUGCUGCAAGAAGAACCCUUUUGGUACCUGCCUUGGAAUGUGCCCCAAAACGUUGAAUCUGAUGGAUUUUGCUUGAUGAACAUGUGUGACUGCAUUCUGGAAUUAUCAAAAGAAUAAAUUGCUUCUGUGACAACCUUUCACUUUAACAAAACACCAUUUGCCA